This is a messenger RNA of Musa acuminata AAA Group (dessert banana), 1651 nucleotides long. RefSeq names its product mediator of RNA polymerase II transcription subunit 27. Gene Ontology annotation, molecular function: transcription coactivator activity. Lineage: Eukaryota; Viridiplantae; Streptophyta; Magnoliopsida; Zingiberales; Musaceae. Gene Ontology annotation, cellular component: mediator complex. Gene Ontology annotation, biological process: regulation of transcription by RNA polymerase II. The transcript is spliced from 8 exons. Bases 58 to 1407 code for a protein of 449 amino acids. The record is from RefSeq and is a predicted model, not a curated record.
CCUCUUCCCCUCCGCCAUAAGACGAGAGAGAAAGAGAGCCCCAGGGGGCGAAGAGAGAUGAUGCCCCAAGCCCAGCAGACGACCUCAGCGGUGGGGGCCCUGGCGGCGCCUCAGGAUCCGCUGGAAUCUGCGGGAGACGCAACCACGGAGGCUCCUCCGAAGCAGGUGGCGCUGGCCAUGGAGCGGCUGACCCGCGCCGCUCGCGUCAUAGCCGACAUCCGGCUGGGGGCGGAUCGCCUACUCGAGGCGCUUUUCAUGGCGGCUGACGCCCGCGACCAAUCGAACAGCAAGGCCGUCGAGUUCAUCCUCAAGGAGGAGAGCUCCAUGCGUCAGCACUUCCAGGAUCUCCGGGCGCUCGGAAGACAACUGGAAGAUUCUGGAGUAUUAAAUGGGUCCCUUAAGUCACGAGGUAAUUCUUGGGGCUUACACAUGCCCCUUGUUUGCCCAGAUGGUGCUGUUGUUGCAUAUGCUUGGAAACGUCAACUUGCUGGACAAGCUGGUGCAUCUGCUGUUGAUAGAACCAGGAAAAGAAUGCUGGCAUCAGAUAUUGCUGAGGAUGCCAAGUUUUUCAUUCGUAUAUUUGGGUUAGCUCUUAAGGCAUUCACUGAUCAGAAGAGGCGGUUUUUCCCUCACCUAGAUGAUGAAGUAUCUGGUGAUGGGGAGAUUGGAAUUGCCAAGAAACGUUUGAAUUCCCAAGGAUUGAUCAUGAGUCAAAGAGAAGAGCUUAGAGAGAAAAAAUCUUUGUCUGAUAUCCUUAAAGAUUUGGAACAUGAGUUUCCAAAUGCAAGAAUCUUUACUUAUCAGCGCCUGGAUUGGUUAAAAAGAGCUUCCUUAUUAUCCUCUUCUGCAAUCGAGAAUUCAUCAGAUCCGUUAAAGGAGCAGAUCUUGAAUCACUCAAGCAACACAAGAUUUGGUUCUGUGAAUGUUGCUGCUGCAGAUCAAGCAGCUGUUAUUGAAUUGCUGGUUCCUUCCGUCUUUAGAGCUGUAGUAUCAUUGCAUCCAGCAGGAUCCACAAACCCUGAUGCUGUGUCAUUUUUUGCUACUGAUGAGGGAGGAAACCACAUUCAUGCAAGAGGUUUAUCGGUUCAUCAUGUGUUUAGGCAUGUCACAGAGCAUGCUGAUAAGGCGUUGCAAUACUUUGUGUGUGUGGAUAACAAUCUUUCACUUUCUCUACUUUUGCGCUGGAUCUGCAGCCAUCAAACAUUGUUUUCAAAAACUUGCAGUAAAUGUGAUCGUCUUCUGGUGAUGGAUAAAUCAUUAGCUUUGCUUUUACCUCCUGUUCACCGUGCCUAUCAGGAAACCACGACAACUAUUUCUGGCCAAACUGAAUCGACUCCACCAACUAAGGCUGUCCAUCCAGAUCAUAUUUCUGCUUAUCAUAUUGGGUGCUCUGCUGAUGAUUGCUGAUACUGUUGCCACCAUUGUAUGUCCAUUUAUUCUCCUAUUUUAUAACUGAACAGCUUUAUGUUUCUUCCCAGUGGAAGUGCAAAUGAUGUUCUAACCUAGUAGUAACUGGUAAGAUAUCUGAGUUCUUUUUCCUUGGUUCUUGUAAAUGAUUCCGCUGGGACUUCACAUGCUCUGUUGAAAUGAAAUGUGGUAGAGAAAGCUGCAGACAUUUCCCUAUUUAUUCUGCUAGCUUCAUUGUCUGCCA